AAAGAAUUGUAAGCAUGUCAUGUACGGUCUUGAAUGAAAGUUAUUUAACGUUAGUAACCGUCACUCACCAGUAUAAAGACAGUUUAACAGGAGAAACAGCGCCGAUUUCAACAACACAUGACAACUGUCUUGCACAGUUAUGCGUUAGCGGUUUAAGGCCUGAAUUGUUUAUAUUAAGAUUGUACGUUUAAAACCCACAGGGCUGAACAUGUGCUCUGACUGCAAAGUAUUGCUGGACAAUGCCUGACUAUUAACAAAGACUGUAGAAUAACACUUAAAAGGACUUUGCUAUUAAUGACGCUGACCAAACUGUGUGUCAUCUAUUUUCAAAGGAAAGUAUUUGGCCCGCAGUCAUUAGAGUAGGCGUGGUAUCAGUGAAGAGGGCGUGGCUAUUCAGUUAAGCGUUGACUGCUUACACUAGUCUUUUAGGUCUUAUUUUGUCAAUGGAUUUUUUAGGAAAUUAACGUUACUGUUAUUCGACGUUAAUGUGACAUUUAUUAAAAUGAGUAUACAUAAUGUAAGCGUCUCAGAUUUACAUCCUAAUGUUUGGAGAAGAAUGGAGGAGAAAUCUGCCUCAUUUCGUCAAGGUACAGUGAGCUGGUACAUAAGAAUCUCCAGACUGGCUGUGGCCGUGGCUGUUAUUAAGUCCAAACCAUCAGGAGGAGCCAGACAGUUUGCUGAAGCUCUGGCUGAUCGACUCAGACAGCAGGAUGAAGGUUGGAGGUCUAAAGCUCAAGGUCUUCAUGAAGAUCUGCUGCAUGUCAGACAAGAGCUGCUGCUCACACGCUUACUGUUCAAGACGAGGAGCAACACUGAGCCAGGACAAGGUCAAGAGAUUGCCAAAGCACUCUCUCAGGACGACCCUGCAGCAGUUAAAGGGUGACUCUGGCUGUGACACUGAUAACAGCUCGGAAACACAAAUAUACAUUGCUAAGGGACCAUGUUUGCCUCCAACCCCUCCAAACAGUCAGAACAUUCCCCUCCAGGACAGGCAGUGGUGCCAGGACCACAGGAUGUUAAAACACAUGCAGUUUCUACAGUGUCUGAGUGGUUUGCGCAGAGUUUGUGAGCUGUCUCUGUGUCGCGAUGGUGACGUGGUCUGGGAUUCAGUAGUACAGUUGCUAGAUUCCGUGGUGGAGGUUUUCAGGCAGGCACAUGUUGGACAGCCUGUACAUCACCCAGAGCAGCUGCAUCAUGCAACACAGACGGUGGCACAGACCCUGAGUCUAGGAGGAACACGUCAUGGGUGUUCAGUGCAGCAUUUUAGCAAAGUGGAAGAUCUGUUGAAGGAGAUGAUCAGUCUACUACUAACCAACCAGCAAUUCAAUGCGUUCUCAGUCCAUGGCGUGCUGUUAGAGUGUCUGCUGGCUCUGGGAGGAAGUUGUGUCCUGAGAACUUCAUUUAUUCAACUCUUAAUGUCUCAGACCAUUCAGCUGGCACAGCAGCUAUGGGAAACCUGUGAGAUUGAGUCUGGCCAUAGCGCAUUCCAUAACCUCCUGCAGCUCAACAUACAGAGGGCAGGGAGGCUGAGGUCUCAGCCAUUUCAACCUUUUCACCCUCAUCAGCCACUUCCUGCUCAUCCUGGCUUGACGCCAGUAGAGCACUGGUUGGAUUGGAAGAUGUAAGAGACGACACAUCUUCCUCCAGCAGCUCGCUCUCAUCGGCCGCUGAAGAGUGCAAGAGAUUUAUACCUCUCUCAAACUCCUCAGCGAGCUCCACCUGUGACCCCCAUGAUCUCAAUCUCCUCCUCGCCGCGAGAGCAGGACCCGAGCCACAGGUUACAGGUAUUCGUACCAAACCGUUUCUGUACAGGACUUCCAGGACUUUCGCGGCACAGGACAUAUCUCGUGUAAUCGCUCAAUCAGUGUUUCAACAGCAGAAAGACGUCAAUAAAACAGCUUGUAAACAAUGUCACGUAGCAUUAUUUACCUCAGACAAGUAAUUCCGUGUCCACAGCUUGUUAGUUCGCUUGAGAAAUGAAC
Messenger RNA from Megalobrama amblycephala (Wuchang bream), 1982 nucleotides. RefSeq names its product meiosis-specific, MEI4 homolog (S. cerevisiae) (gene mei4). Gene Ontology annotation, biological process: DNA recombination; oogenesis; spermatogenesis. Lineage: Eukaryota; Metazoa; Chordata; Actinopteri; Cypriniformes; Xenocyprididae. Gene Ontology annotation, cellular component: lateral element. Bases 711 to 1625 code for a protein of 304 amino acids. The transcript is spliced from 5 exons. The record is from RefSeq and is a predicted model, not a curated record.